Messenger RNA from Gorilla gorilla gorilla (western lowland gorilla), 2740 nucleotides. It is a transcript of the gene PSMB2, whose product is annotated as proteasome 20S subunit beta 2. Lineage: Eukaryota; Metazoa; Chordata; Mammalia; Primates; Hominidae. Bases 135 to 752 code for a protein of 205 amino acids. The transcript is spliced from 5 exons. Gene Ontology annotation, cellular component: cytoplasm; proteasome core complex; nucleus. Gene Ontology annotation, biological process: proteasomal protein catabolic process. The record is from RefSeq and is a predicted model, not a curated record.
UCCGCGAGCGCCGUGGAAGUCGUGCUGCAGGCGUCGCGCCAGUCUUCUCUCUGAGGUGCUGUCUCACCGGUGAGACCUGGAAGCGGGCGAGUCUCGUGCUGUGUCGGACCUGCAGCCCCUGGCCUUCCGCCACCAUGGAGUACCUCAUCGGUAUCCAAGGCCCCGACUAUGUUCUUGUCGCCUCCGACCGGGUGGCCGCCAGCAAUAUUGUCCAGAUGAAGGACGAUCAUGACAAGAUGUUUAAGAUGAGUGAAAAGAUAUUACUCCUGUGUGUUGGAGAGGCUGGAGACACUGUACAGUUUGCAGAAUAUAUUCAGAAAAACGUGCAACUUUAUAAGAUGCGAAAUGGAUAUGAAUUGUCUCCCACAGCAGCAGCUAACUUCACACGCCGAAACCUGGCUGACUGUCUUCGGAGUCGGACCCCAUAUCAUGUGAACCUCCUCCUGGCUGGCUAUGAUGAGCAUGAAGGGCCAGCGCUGUAUUACAUGGACUACCUGGCAGCCUUGGCCAAGGCCCCUUUUGCAGCCCACGGCUAUGGUGCCUUCCUGACUCUCAGUAUCCUGGACCGAUACUACACACCGACUAUCUCACGUGAGAGGGCAGUGGAGCUCCUUAGGAAAUGUCUGGAGGAGGUGAGUAGUUCCCAUAGGAUCCUGAAAGGAAUGUUUGUCUCUCUGUUUGCCAGUGUUGUUCCUGUUCCUCAGUUAUAUUUUUUCAGAUUUUUGCCAGAAGGUGUAAUACAUACCUACUAACCAGAUGUGAAGUUGCUACCAGGGAUAGAGUUUGGUGUGGAUAGCAAGCUCACUUUUCUCUCACAGAUUACCUCCUGAAUGUCAGUUUUAUAAUUUAAUUAUUUCUGGUUUAUCCAAACCAGUGGUUCUCAAAUUUUAGUGUGUGUAAGUAUCACCUGGGAAACCUGUUAAGCAGAUUGCCAUCUCUGCCCCAACCCUCAAUUCUGAGUCCACUGUUCUGAGGUACAAACUGGGAAGCUCUGCUUUAACUGGCAGUCCCAGGUGAUUUUGCUACAGGUGGUAACUGAGGCUGUACUUGAAGAACUUCUGCUCUAGACUUUAUUUUAUUUUAUUUUUUUAUUUGAGACGGAGUUUCGCUUUUGUUGCCCAGGCUGGAGUGCAGUGGCACGAUUUCAGCUCACUGCAACCUCCACCUCUGGGUUCAAGCAGUUCUCUUGCCUUAGCCUCCCGAGUAGCUGGGAUUACAGGUGCCCACCACCAUGCCCAGCUAGUUUUUUGUAUUUUUAGUAGAGACAGGGUUUCACCAUGUUGGCCAGGCUGGUCUUGAACUCCGGACCUCAGGUGAUCCACCUGCCUCGGCCUCCCAAAGUGCUGGGAUUACAGGCAUGAGCCACCACGCCCGUCCCUGCCCUAGACUUUAUACCUGCUCUGUUCUUGUGCCACCUGUAAUUGCCAUACUGCCUGCUCCCUUAAUAGUGCACGAGUCUUUGUAAUCUGUGAGAAAAAGCCUCCCCUAAGAAUUCAGGAGGACCAUAGAAAGCAACUAGGAAUCUUUGGGCAGAAGGGGAGAGUAGACUUUGGUUUGCGAGGACAGGAUUACAGAACACACCCUUUCUAAUACUACUCCUUAGAGUCUAAGGCUUUGGGUAUAGAUGGAGAAUGGGGGCAUGGGGAGGUCAAAAACCAGCCACAUUAGUUUUUUUCAUUCUUUUACUGUUCCUGUGGCUUAAGGAUGAACUUGAACUCGUGGUUUAGUAAGAGAGUAGGAAGAUAAGAGCAGGAGCGUUGGGAGUAAUGUCAGUUUGCUUCUUACACAGACCUUUUGUUUUCAGUCCACAGUGCCCACCCCACCCCCUGCUUUUUUUUUUUUUUUUUAAGAGAUGGAUCUCACUUUGUUGCCCAGGCUGGAGUGGAGUGCAGUGGCACCAUCAUAGCUCACUGCAGCCUGGAUUUCUGGAACUCAAGCGAUCCUCCCAAGUAGCUGAGACUACAGACAGGCACCACCAUGCUCAGCUCAUUUUUUUAUUUUUAAGAGAUGGGGUCUCGCUAUGUUACCUAGGCUGGUCUUGAACUCCUGGGCUCAAGAUACUCUUCCACCUCAACCUUCCAAUUACAGGCCUGAGCCACAGCUCCUGGCCUCUGCUUUGUUCUAAGGACAAUCACUCUUUGUUAGCUUAUUAUCUUGAGACAUUUUAAGAGAGACGUCUGUGUUUACCAGACUGAUGGGUAACAGACUAUGGGGAACAGAACGCUGGAUUGUCUCAUUCUUUCGUCAGCUGACUGACCAGAGACAGGCUCUUAGCUACACCUCCCAGUUCAGCCUCCCGGCCUCCCAGUCAUCCUCCAGCUGCUGUUUGGGUACCCUCUACCACUAGAGUACUAGGGCCCUACUGCCAACUGCCUCCAGUAGAAUAUCAGUUCCACAAAAGCAGGGAUUUUUGUUUGCUUGUAUCCCCAGUGUCUAGAACAGAGCCUGGCACAUAGAACUUAGUAAUCAUUUGUUGACUGAUUUCCUCCAUGUCUCUCUGCAGCUCCAGAAACGCUUCAUCCUGAAUCUGCCAACCUUCAGUGUUCGAAUCAUUGACAAAAAUGGCAUCCAUGACCUGGACAACAUUUCCUUCCCCAAACAGGGCUCCUAACAUCAUGUCCUCCCUCCCACUUGCCAGGGAACUUUUUUUUGAUGGGCUCCUUUAUUUUUUUCUACUCUUUUCAGGUGCACUCUUGAUAAAUGCUUAAUUCAGAAUAAAGGUGACUAUGGAUAUAAUUGA